ACAUUCCUAUUUGGUAAGUCACCCACUUUUCUGCUUACAAAACAAUUACCCACAAACUCUUUACGUUUAAGGUAAGCGUGGAAAAAAAAAAAAAAACCUCUUUGGAAAAUGAGUACGUACUCUUUUCGAAGUUCCAAAUCUGGAAUAUAAGGGCCGGCUAAGCGUCCUUUAUUCCUCCCCGGAGACUUUUCGCUUAUCUAGCUGCCCUGGAGACCAGAGAGCUAGGGAGAGUACGCCCCUUCCCCCGCCUCCCCGUCCGGCAGCCAAGCCUGGCUUAAAAGCCUUAGCCACCGGGCGGCGGAGUUACAAAGGAGAACCUCUGCCUGCCUCCUUUGUCCUGGAUUUGGGAGUUGAGCGCCUUCGUCGCCAUUGGCUUUCCUCCCCCAGCUCCAGCCUCUCUCAUCUUGAGAAUCUGCGUCAGAAGUCACUGGUAGUCCCGCCAGCCCAGCAAGAAGUAAAGCAGAUUACCAGUAAUUUUGAGAGCCUACAGAAACAGCUUACAAGGAAAAUGAAGCUCCCUAUUUUCAUAGCAGAUGCAUUCACAGCGAAAGCAUUUUAUGGGAAUCCUGCUGCUGUUUGUCUCCUAGAAAAUAAAUUGGAUGAAGACAUGCAUCAAAAAAUUGCAAGGGAAAUGAACCUCUCAGAAACUGCUUUCAUCCGAAAACUGCACCCAACCGAUGACUUUACACAAAGCUCCCGCUUUGGAUUAAGGUGGUUUACACCAGCGAGUGAGGUCCCUCUCUGUGGCCAUGCUACCCUGGCUUCUGCAGCUGUGCUGUUUCACAAAAUAAAAAAUGUGAAUAGCGCUCUAACCUUUGUGACUCUGAGUGGGGAGCUAAAGGCCAGAAAAGUAGAGGACGGCAUCGUCCUGGACUUGCCUCUUUAUCCAGUCCAACCCCAGGACUUUCAUGAAGUAAAGGACUUGAUAAAGACUGCCAUAGGGGACACGCUGGUCCAGGAUAUCUGCUAUUCUCCAGAUACCCGGAAGCUCCUUGUCCGGCUCAGUGAUACUUAUGACAGGUCAUUUCUGGAGAAACUGAAAGUGAACACACAGAAUCUGCUGCAAGUAGAGAACACAGGGAAGGUGAAAGGACUCAUUCUCACCCUUAAAGGACAGCCUGGUGGGCAGACCCAAGCAUUCGACUUCUACUCCAGAUAUUUUGCACCGUGGGUUGGUGUGGCGGAAGACCCUGUAACAGGGUCUGCACAUACAGUUCUCAGCAGCUACUGGUCCCAGCAAUUGGGGAAGAAAGAUAUGCAUGCCUUUCAGUGUUCCUGCCGAGGAGGAGAGCUGGAGAUUUCACUGCGUUCUGAUGGACGGGUUGACAUUAGGGGUGGCGCUGCUGUUGUUUUAGAGGGCACGCUGAUGGCCUAGAGUUGGCUGUGCCCAGACCCAGCUAUCUUCAAUGACGUUUCGUAAAGAGAAACAUAAGGGGCUGCCUUUAGCUUAGCAAGCUUGCAUAGUAAUCUACUUAACCUCAUGUUAGACAUAGCAAAAUGAAGACACAUUAAUGGAUAUGUAAUAAUAUGCCCUGACUAAUUAACUAUUGAGUUUUGGUUCUACCUGUAUUUGAAAUGUAAGUAACUAGUAACAAAAAAUAAGGUUGUUCUUUGUGACUACCAAUCACAAAAUGAGGGACAAAUUUAUGAGGAAUAAAAUCAGACCAUUUAAACUUA
Phyllostomus hastatus (greater spear-nosed bat) is the source of this 1677-nucleotide messenger RNA. It is a transcript of the gene PBLD, whose product is annotated as phenazine biosynthesis like protein domain containing. Bases 509 to 1375 code for a protein of 288 amino acids. Gene Ontology annotation, biological process: biosynthetic process. The transcript has 10 exons. The record is from RefSeq and is a predicted model, not a curated record. Gene Ontology annotation, cellular component: cytoplasm. Gene Ontology annotation, molecular function: isomerase activity. Lineage: Eukaryota; Metazoa; Chordata; Mammalia; Chiroptera; Phyllostomidae.